Tripterygium wilfordii is the source of this 1078-nucleotide messenger RNA. Its product is annotated as transcription factor MYB44-like. Bases 249 to 944 code for a protein of 231 amino acids. The record is from RefSeq and is a predicted model, not a curated record. Gene Ontology annotation, biological process: regulation of DNA-templated transcription. NCBI's taxonomy places the organism in Eukaryota, Viridiplantae, Streptophyta, Magnoliopsida, Celastrales, Celastraceae. Gene Ontology annotation, cellular component: nucleus. The transcript has a single exon. Gene Ontology annotation, molecular function: DNA-binding transcription factor activity, RNA polymerase II-specific; RNA polymerase II cis-regulatory region sequence-specific DNA binding.
UGCGACAAAAACUUGCAAACAGAGAGGAAAUCUUGGGAAAAAAAAAACAGUACCGCUGUACGCCUGUUCUGGUUAGAACCGCUACCAACUUUGCAAAAGCCAGUUUCCUGGAAGUACCCUAAGCCAAAGUUCAUGCACCCUUCUCCCCAAACCCACAGAUAUAAACCUCCCAACUCUCCCUCUUUAUUGUGCUGUGUGUGUGAAAUUUUCAUAAAUUAACAUCACACAUACUCUCUUUGCCCACUUCGAUGAAUGGGUGUUCUAGUUCUACUACUUCUUCUGAUUCUACCUCUUCGGAGUCGUCUUUUUCGAGGAAACUCGAGAGGAUUAAAGGUCCGUGGAGUGCGGAGGAGGAUCGGAUUCUGACCCGGCUAGUUGAGAAGCACGGGCCGAGGAACUGGUCCCUUAUAAGCCGUUACAUAAAGGGUCGAUCCGGGAAGUCUUGUAGGCUCAGGUGGUGUAACCAGCUCAGCCCGAAUAUUGAGCAUAGGCCUUUUUCUGCUGCGGAGGAUGAGACCAUUCUCGCUGCCCAUGCCCAAUACGGGAAUCGAUGGGCCACCAUUGCCCGGUUACUACCGGGUCGGACUGACAAUGCGGUUAAGAAUCACUGGAAUUCCACAUUGAAGAGAAGAGCAAGAGAAUAUCAUCAUCAACAACAGCAAUAUCAUCAACAGCAGCAGCAAGUGCAAGUGCAAAUUGGAAGUAAUUUGGCUGCUACUGUGAACAAUCCGGGGAUCAAGAGUAACGCUUCCGUGGCGGGAAUUGAUGAGGAGGCGUUGACCGCGCUGACUCUGGGUCCGCCGGGGAGUGGUGCGGUGGUGGCGGAGAGGAGGGCAGAGAGUUUACCAACUGGGUUUUGGGAUGCGAUGAGGGAUGUGAUAGCGAGGGAGGUGAGGGAGUAUGUGAGUUCUACGAUGUCUCCUGAGGCUUCUGGGUUUCAUUAAUUAACUAAUAUUCAUCCAUAUUUUCUUUAUAAUUGAGGAAAAUCAAAUGUAUAAAUCAUGGGAGUUUCUACCUGAGCUCCAAGGCAUUGAACAAAGCAAAUUGAAAGGAAUGCGAAUGAAUUUAUUCUGUGCUA